Choloepus didactylus (southern two-toed sloth) is the source of this 6818-nucleotide messenger RNA. RefSeq names its product katanin catalytic subunit A1 like 1 (gene KATNAL1). Gene Ontology annotation, biological process: microtubule severing. The transcript is spliced from 11 exons. Gene Ontology annotation, molecular function: microtubule severing ATPase activity; ATP hydrolysis activity; ATP binding. NCBI's taxonomy places the organism in Eukaryota, Metazoa, Chordata, Mammalia, Pilosa, Megalonychidae. The coding region runs from base 167 to 1639 and encodes 490 amino acids. Gene Ontology annotation, cellular component: microtubule; microtubule cytoskeleton. The record is from RefSeq and is a predicted model, not a curated record.
UGGGCGGCCGGACUACAAAGCCCGGCGGCCCCGACCCCUGCGAAGGGCCGGUCCACUUGGAGCGGCCCGGGAGAAAGAAAAUCUCUUUGUCCUGAGGGGGCUCGUGGGUGGUCGCGGAGCGGGGUUCUGUGCGCUGGGAAAGGGAAGUGGAGGUCUCUGAAAAAAGAUGAAUUUGGCUGAGAUUUGUGACAAUGCAAAGAAAGGAAGAGAAUAUGCACUUCUUGGAAAUUAUGACUCAUCGAUGGUGUAUUACCAGGGGGUGAUUCAGCAGAUUCACAGGCAUUGCCAGUCAGUCAGAGACCCAGCUGUCAAAGGCAAAUGGCAACAGGUUCGGCAGGAAUUAGUAGAAGAAUAUGAACAAGUUAAAAGUAUUGUCAGCACUUUAGAAAGUUUUAAAAUUGACAAGCCCCCAGAUUUCCCUGUGUCCUGUCAAGAUGAACCAUUUAGAGAUCCUGCUGUUUGGCCACCUCCUGUACCUGCAGAACACAGAGCUCCACCUCAGAUAAGGCGUCCCAGUCGAGAAGUAAGACCUCUGAGGAAAGAGGUGCCAGGAGGAGGGGCCCGUGGGCCCGUAGGCCGAGCACAUCCCAUCUCAAAGAGCGAGAAGCCCUCCUCAAGCAGGGACAAGGAGCACCGAGCCCGCGGGAGGGAUGACAAGGGAAGGAAAAAUAUGCAAGAUGGUGCAAGUGAUGGUGAAAUUCCAAAAUUUGAUGGUGCUGGAUAUGAUAAGGAUCUGGUGGAAGCUCUUGAGAGAGAUAUUGUCUCCAGGAAUCCCAGCAUUCAUUGGGAUGACAUAGCAGAUCUGGAAGAAGCUAAGAAGUUGCUAAGGGAAGCUGUUGUUCUUCCCAUGUGGAUGCCUGACUUUUUCAAAGGAAUUAGAAGGCCUUGGAAGGGCGUGCUGAUGGUGGGCCCCCCAGGCACUGGUAAGACCAUGCUGGCGAAAGCCGUUGCCACUGAGUGUGGCACCACGUUCUUCAACGUUUCCUCGUCCACACUGACAUCCAAGUAUAGAGGAGAGUCGGAGAAGCUGGUCCGCCUGCUGUUUGAAAUGGCUAGAUUUUAUGCUCCCACCACGAUCUUCAUCGAUGAGAUAGAUUGUAUCUGCAGUCGAAGAGGAACCUCUGAUGAACACGAGGCAAGCCGCAGAGUCAAGUCUGAACUGCUCAUUCAGAUGGAUGGAGUUGGAGGAGCUUUAGAAAAUGAUGAUCCUUCUAAAAUGGUUAUGGUAUUGGCUGCUACUAAUUUCCCGUGGGACAUCGAUGAAGCUUUGCGAAGGAGAUUAGAAAAAAGAAUAUACAUACCUCUCCCGACAGCCAAAGGAAGAGCUGAACUUCUGAAGAUCAAUCUUCGAGAGGUGGAAUUAGAUCCUGAUAUUCAACUGGAAGAUAUAGCAGAGAAGAUUGAGGGCUAUUCUGGUGCUGACAUAACCAAUGUUUGCAGGGAUGCUUCUUUAAUGGCAAUGAGACGGCGUAUAAAUGGCUUAGGUCCGGAAGAGAUCCGCGCACUUUCUAAAGAGGAACUUCAGAUGCCUGUUACCAAAGGAGACUUUGAACUAGCUCUUAAGAAAAUUGCUAAGUCUGUCUCUGCUGCAGACUUGGAGAAGUAUGAAAAAUGGAUGGUUGAAUUUGGAUCUGCUUGAAUUUCUGUUAGCUUGAAUUUCUGGUAUCUUUAUUUAUAAAAUGUGAAGAAAUUCUUGAAAAUUUUUAAAAACAGAUUUGGAAUUCUUCAUUGGAGAGAUUUUCACUUAAGGGGAAAAAAAUCUCCAAACCACGGAGAGUAGUAAAUGUAGUUGAGUAAUAAGAAACACUUACCUGCAGGGCCUCGCGCUGCUAUUCCAUGUAUCCCGCCAGUAACGCUGCGCGCUCCAGACCAGGGCCGCCGAGGCCGAAGAAGGCUGUCAGUGGACUCUUUCAGGAGCUCGUUUACAAAAGAUCGAGAAGGAGCUUGAAUUUGUCGGUUUUUCCAAUUUUUCCAGUUCUUUGCUCUGUGAACAUGAGGGACCUAUAUGAUGGCUUUUAACAUCAAAAAUGGGUUUGUGUCUAAGUCAUUAUUUUGUUAAGAGAAGAGUGAUGGUACAUUUUAGAUGAAAUGAUGAAUUUGCCAGUUAAAUCCUUUAGAAUUCAAUGGUUAUUUACUGCUAGAGUCUAUCACAUGAUUAGAAUUUUCAUUCUGCGCCCCGUCCCCCGCCUCCCCCCCCCCCCGCCUUUUCUUAUAUUGGCUUUUUAAUCAGUUCUUGAGCUUUAUGGCCUUUGAAUCAUCUUGCCAGGUUGUUUCUCUGGUUUUUAGUAUUUGCUGCUGGUGCUUCUUACAUUUCACAUUGGAAGGGUGGGAAGAAUAUUAUGAUUGCGUAACAGGCAGUUCUUCAUUUUACGCUUUUAUUUUCACUUUUCUUUCAAUAUAUUCAAACAGUUAUAGCCUUCAUCUUUUCUCAGCCCCACCACUGUUUGAUUUUUGUUGAAUUUGACUUUGGUAUUCUGAAUAAAUACUUUGGUAUUCUAAACAAUCCACUUUCUUGUAGCUAAUGCAAAACAAACAAAACAAACAAAAUCUCUGUGGUUUUCCAGACAGCUUGUUUAACAAAAUAGCAUUGUAAUAAUGAACAUUAGGUAUAUUCUUUGAAAAUUAUGUCUUGCAGCCUGAGAACUUUUAUACACAGUAAGAUUAGGAUAGAAAUCCAGCAUGCUUACUCAGUUCAGCAGGAACGAGAAGAUAAAAAGAAGACAGAAAGAGUCGGUGGCAUAUAUCUAAUCGCAAGUAGAAUAUACUGGUGUUAGUUUUUAAAAUUGCAUUUAUCCUAUUUGACUAGGCAAAAUAUACUAUAAUGGCCAAGUUUUUAAAAUUUUUAUUUGAUAUCCUGAAUUCUCAAUUUUAGAUAACCCCUACUAGAUUAAAACUAAAACUAAUAUAACUUUUUAGGCAUUUAAAACGUUUAGUCUCUUGCUUAAGAGAUUUAUUAGUUUCUUGCUUAUCCCUACUAGGAACUAUAAAUGCCUUACAAUCCUUUCAGAUAGCAUAAAUCUGAAUCUAUUUAAAAUUUAAGUAUUCUUCUCAUGCUAUAAAUUACCCCCUUUCCUCUAGGCAUAGAUUUUAAGAGUUAAAAUCAUAAGCCAUCAUGAUUUUAUUGUCAUUGAAUUAAUUCAUCUUGAAAAUUGAAAUGAGAGUUUCCUUUCAUUCGUGAACCUUUUCGUAUGAAGAAAUAAAUAAUCCCACUAAGAUUAUUUUGCAAACUAUUGCCAGCCAGUAGCAUUUUUUUUUCCUAAAUCCUGCAGGCACUUGUUAAAACAUUAGUGUUUCGAUUGUUAAAACGUGUUAACACUUUAGUUGAUUAGUUAGACCAUUCUGGGUUUUGUGUUAUUUGUGUUGGCAUGCAUUUAAUUCUUUUUUCUGAGUUCUUUAUGGGUAAGUGCCAUGGUAGUUGUGAUUCUUUUAUUACCCAUUAAGCAGUAUUUGGAGACUGGAGCUUUCUGGAAGCUUAUCUGUGCCGUGUUGAGUGAGUCAGGUGCCCAUUUUUAUUUCCCUUGUUUCUCAUUUUGCUCUGUCCGUGGAUGGUACAUGCUUUGUUUAUCUUAAACCCCUUAAAGGAUCUUGAAGAGGUCCCUCAGGAUUUCUAUCCAACCUUUGACGCACACUGCAUAUACAUUGCCUUUAUCGCAAAAAGGUAGUGUUUGCCUUACCCAACAUGAGAAUUGUUUUGUUUGUUUUGUUUUUUCUUAGUUGCAAUAGCAGGUAUAUCAUGAAACUACAAAGGUUCGAUUCCUUUAAUUCAUCUGAAAACAUGAUGACAUUUUGCGUACUGCGCACUGUGAUUCUGCUUCGUAGAUAUCUGAUCAGUCUCUUGGUUCUGCACGCCUGUGUUCGUUGCUUACUCUGCCCAAGACACUUGGGAGUUCUGGGGCUCACAGCGCUGGACCGGACGUGAAGGUCCCACUUUGCACUCUCUCUCUAUAUGCUGCAUAUCUUCUGGCUCUACUAACAAAAUGAGUGCUUAGAUCAGAGAUGGACGGGCACACGAAUCUGUGUAUGCCUUCAAAGAUUACACAUAUAUAUAAACUUUUCUUUUUUCUCUUUUUAAAUCUGUUUUAAAAUUAGAACUGAUACCCAAUUUUUUAAAAACUAUGUAACUAUCUCUUAGAGAUCUGGUUAUUUUCAUGAACCAUUUUUAUCAUUUUCCAGGCUAUGUUCAUACUUAUUGUAAACAUUUUGCUCCCAUACUUCCGUUUUUUUUUUUCCUUAAGGAAAUUAUUGAUGAUGAAAUGUACUACACAAAUGGCUCUUAAUGCAGGCUGAAACCUUCUGGUGACCCAAGUGUAGACAAGGCCAGUAGAAAAGACAUCACAGGCUUCAUCUUACAGUCAGCAGCAGCCGACAUUCCUGAGCGUCCUCUCACCUCUGCCUCCAAAGAUGCUAGGAAUACUUGGAUCAGGACAUGCCGUGGUCUCGCUGCGUUAACCAGGGGCUUCAUUCAAGCUCCUGAGAUUGCAGUUUUUGUGAUGUGAUACCUGAGUGUCAAGAAGUGGGCUAAAAGCACUAAUUACUCAGAGUGAGCCGGCAAAUAGCUGGUGACUCUACCACGAACAGCCAUACAGCUACAUCAGGGGGAAGUGUGUGUAUGCAGCCCAGAUUUGUUCAGUAAUUGUCACUCUCCAGCUUUGCUUGCGUAGCCUGACUCUGCUGAAUGUGAGAUUACUGGCACUUUUCAGGUUUGGACAGCCUGAGUCCAUUUGAGUUCCUCCUUUGGCAGGAAGUGAUACACACUGUCAGUCUGCUGAGUCCCUGAGUGUUUCUCCGUGGUUUAGAUGACGAGAAGCAUGACACAGGCACUGGUCGACAGGGUUCUGUUCCCCUCCCUGCCUCUCUAACCAGAGGGAAGCCAAGGGCCGAUGCCGGGAACUCAUGCCUAUGAAUGGCUUUGUUUCCUUUGUGUUGUCUUGUGGAAUCUUUGCUGAUGGUAGAUUCCCACUCUUCGUUUUAUUUUAUUAAUAAGAAAUUACCUUGGGAUCUAUCCUCUGUGAUAGACAUAAAACAUUAAGGGUGUUUGGGCCUUUUCCAAGAAAGGGCCAUCUUAACUUGAAAAAAUAGUAAUUGUUCUGACAUUUUUUGUGUCUUUUGUUCUUUAACUGUUUUGAAUGUGUAAUAUUUUUUAGGUACUAUUUAAUUUGUGAUGCACAUAAUAUUUAUGUGAAUCUAAGAAUCUGUCAUAAUAGAACAAAGUAGGAAUUAUAGUUUGGGCAUGUUAGGGGGAUAAAAAUAUUUAAACCCCAAAUGUUCUAUUCUCAUCUCCACUAAUUAUUUUGCAGAAAAAGCUGAACACUGUUGUAAUUACUGUAAGUUUACUUAUUUAUACUUUUAAAUUAGGCUCUUUCAUACUUAUUUCUUUAGUUAGUUUUUUAAGACAGUUGCUUUUAAUGUUGUUUCUUAAUGUGGAAACUGUAUGAGUAUUUAAAAAAUCAAAUCCCCAAGAUUAUGUAUUUUUUUUUAAACAUUCACUUCAUUAACAAUAAUUCUUUCAAUUUUUAUUAGGUUUUUGGCUCUGGACAACACUAUUUUUAAUGAUAGUACACGUUUCCAGGUGACCUGUUAAUAAGAACAGGAAAAAUAUUAAGGUGAUGUCAUAACAUUUAUUCUUUCAAUUUUAUUGUUUUCAUUUCAUAUAUAUAUAUGAAGGAAACAUGGAUAUGCUUUAUCACCAUCAGCCUAAAGUUUUGUACAUUUGGAAAUAAGUAAUUAGUGUAGAGAAUUAUCCUCCUUUAAAAGGGGUCCCACUUGAUUUUAUGUUCAAAACUAUAAAAUGCACUUUUAUUUUAUAAUCUCUGAAGUGAUUAUAUAUUGCCCCUUGGAAAACCUGAAAUUUUGCACAUUUUAUUCCCAGAGUCUACCUCAGUUAACUAGGCUUAGUUUUAGGGGGGAAUGCAUUGAAAACAUAAUUAAACUCAGUUCAUCAUCCAUGUAGAUUUACUUCUUUAAACACUUCCUUCCCUUCUACUCUCGCCUUCCCAUUGACUUUUUUUUUUUUUUUUAAUUCCUGGGAUUUUUAUAUUUAAAUAUUUUGUCCUUCCUCUGGCAAAGCGAUAUAUUUCAAAUUAAACCUCUUUUCCCCUCUUUAUUAUGUUCAGCUUCAUUAUCUAGAUGUGUUUUGUUCUAAGGAACAAUUUUCAAACACAACUCACAUCCUGCUAUUUUCUCAUAGCUUCAUAAAAACAUACUAAGGUGACUAGAUUAAAAAUUUUGGAACCUCACUCUUCUUGUGUCUGUUCUCUAAGAACUUUAGUACUUUAUGAAAACACACAAAUGGACAGUCUUAUGUUCGUGUGAUGAUGUGGUCCUCAGUUAACUUUGUCGCGGACUCACUGUCUGGAGAUACCACUGUAUGUCCUGGUGGUUUGUACAUGUGUUGUUAAAGAUUUGUAUUUCAGUGUUUGUCUCCCAGUAUUUUGAAGCUCAUUUAAAGAAAAAGACAUUCUAAUUUAUAUUUAUUAAAUGUGUUUUUCCUUACAUCUGUGUGCUGCUACUUUGCUAGUUUCAUGACCUUAGCUGUAUUUAUGUAUAGGUUGUAAUUUGGUAAUAAAUUUGUAAAGUGUGUGUUGGCUGUCGAUGUUUUCUUUGUGGCUCCUGUUUGAUCUGCAGUCACUGAUCUUGUUGCCACCAGUCAGAGCAACAAAUCCCCCACUAGUAUGGAAUGACUUUCCAGCAGAUUUUUAUUUCCUACAGAAUUACAUAUUUUAAACUGGACAUUUUGUGUUGCCAUACAUUAAACUAAUAUUUUGAGGGUUGAUGCAGGUAAGAGUGAGUUUUCAGUAAAUUCUAACUGUUUCAAUAAA